GUGCUUGACCAGGAGAUCCCAGUGAAGAGGAAUUUUGUAAAGGUUGUGAUUCAGGUGGAGGACUGUAACGACCACUCACCAGUUUUUCUCAGCCCUCGCUACGAGGCCAGCAUCUCUAACCUCGCCCCUGCUGGCUCUGAGGUCAUCCGGGUCAAGGCCCUGGACAAGGACACAGGAAGCAAUGCAGACAUCAGCUACUCGCUGCACUCUGGAAAUAUUGGCAACAUCUUUUCCAUCGAUUCAAAGCUGGGCUCCAUCAGUGUUUCCAAACCUUUAGACCUUCAGCCUCAGGACCAGUUCCACCUUACAGUAAAGGCCAUUGAUCAAAGUUUCCCACAGCACUCCGAUUUCUGUUCCGUUCACAUUCACAUCCGCAUUUCUGACCAAACCCCUCCCACCUUCCCAUCAGAAGAAUACUUAACCGAGGUCAGUGAGUCAAGCGCUCCUGGUACACCAGUGGUUACCAUCUCGGCCUCCAGCCCAGCUGCAGUGCAAUAUGGGAUAGAAAGUGGCAACAUAAAGGGAACAUUUUACAUCAACCCCUACACCGGGAUGAUUUCCACUCACAAGUACCUUGAUUUUGAGAACUGUGAUACCUACAAGCUCAAAGUUACUGCCUCCACCACAGCAGGAGCCAUGUCCAAGACACUUGUUCAUAUUUAUGUGGUUGACGACAAUGAUAACGCGCCUGUCUUUCAGCAGAUGGAGCUCUGA
Messenger RNA from Nematolebias whitei (Rio pearlfish), 714 nucleotides. Its product is annotated as protocadherin Fat 3. Gene Ontology annotation, cellular component: plasma membrane. Gene Ontology annotation, molecular function: calcium ion binding. Gene Ontology annotation, biological process: homophilic cell-cell adhesion. Lineage: Eukaryota; Metazoa; Chordata; Actinopteri; Cyprinodontiformes; Rivulidae. The record is from RefSeq and is a predicted model, not a curated record.